Molecule: messenger RNA, 1470 nt
Organism: Phytophthora sojae
Lineage: Eukaryota; Oomycota; Peronosporomycetes; Peronosporales; Peronosporaceae
Exons: 4
Coding region: 1-1470 (489 amino acids)
Cellular component (GO): cytoplasm
Molecular function (GO): cystathionine beta-synthase activity; cysteine synthase activity
Source: RefSeq, a predicted model, not a curated record
AUGGCUUCCUCCACUUCGCUCGAGUCGUCCCUGCCCCCCGCGGCGCUGGAGAUCCUGCCGGACAUCAUGGCGGCGAUCGGCCAGACGCCCAUGGUGCGCGUCAACAGCAUCGGCAAGAAGGCGCAUCUGCAGUGCGAGCUCCUGGCCAAGUGCGAGUUCUUCAACGCCGGCGGCUCCGUCAAGGACCGCAUCGGCAAGCGCAUGGUGGAGGACGCCGAGGCCGCGGGCCGCAUCAAGCCGGGCGACACGCUCAUCGAGCCCACGUCGGGCAACACUGGCAUCGGCUUGGCGCUUGCGUCGGCGAUCAAGGGCUACCGCUGCAUCAUCACGCUGCCCGAGAAGAUGAGUCUGGAGAAGGUGAACGUCCUCAAGGCGCUGGGCGCGGAAAUCAUCCGCACGCCGACGGAGGCUGCGUGGGACUCGCCCGAGAGCCACAUCGGCAUCGCCAAGCGGCUGCAGGCCGAGCUCCCGAACGCCCACAUCCUCGACCAGUACGCCAACCCAUCGAACCCGCUGGCUCACUACGAAGGCACUGCCGAAGAGAUCCUGGACCAGUGUGACGGCAAGGUCGACAUGGUGGUUAUGGGCGUCGGCACUGGCGGCACCAUCUCCGGUAUCGCCAAGAAGCUCAAGGAGAAGUGCCCUGAUGUGAUCGUCGUGGGCGUGGACCCGGAGGGAUCGAUUCUGGCUCAGCCCGAAUCCCUGAACGACAAGAACCGCCUCCAGUCGUACAAGGUUGAAGGGAUCGGCUACGAUUUCAUCCCGGAUGUGCUUGACCGCAACCUGGUCGACAAGUGGGAGAAGACGAACGACCAGGAGUCGUUCAUCAUGUCCCGUCGCCUGAUCCGCGAGGAGGGACUGCUGUGCGGUGGAUCGAGUGGCUCUGCCAUGGCGGCCGCUGUGCGCGCUGCUUCAACUCUGAAGGCUGGCCAGCGUUGCGUUGUUAUCCUGCCGGACUCGACGCGCAACUACAUGAGCAAGUUCCUGAACGACGCGUGGAUGUACGAGAACAAGUUUGUGGAGAACACGGUGCACACGCGCGAGAACUACUCCAAGUACCGCAAGGAAACGGGCACCUGGUGGUCGGCGCAGCCUGUGUCUGUGCUGGAGCUGCCGCACCCGUCGACGGUGGCGCCACAUCUCUCGUGCGCUGCCGCCAUUGAAACGAUGGAGCGUCACGGCUACGACCAGCUUCCCGUCGUGAAAGAAAACGGCACGGUGCAGGGUGUGGUGACCAUCGGCAACCUGCUGUCCAUGCUGUCUUCUGGUCGCGUGAGCCGCGCGGACCCCGUGGCGGCUGUGACCUUCGGAAACUUCAGCCGCGUGACCCACGAAAGCUCGCUAGCGGAGCUCGCCACGAUCUUUGACAAGGACUAUUUCGCUGUCGUGACUUCAACUGACGGCAAGAUUGCGGGUCUCGCCACGCGGAUUGAUCUGCUCAACUACAUCACCAGCGCGCACAAGGAUUAA